CCACAAGAAGGAAAAUACAAAGAGGAGCUCCUCGUCGGAGAAUUUAGCUGACAUGGAUGGUCAAUAUUCUUGUCGUGCUGUGAGGGAGCAGCUCACUCCCAGCAUCAGGCGGACAGCUAAGGCCACCUCUCGAAUUGUACUUUUCAAACUCGCAGUCCUGAAGCGUGCAAAGCCUCCUCAAGAUGAACAAGAAAGUGAAGAUUUGAGAAAUGGAGACGCGUUUGAUUGCUACGUGUCCCUCAUAAUCGAAGAGGCGGUGAUGGCGGCGGCCUCGGAGAUCUUGUUGUCCGAAUUUGACGACUUUGUAAACAAAAUAUUUGCAGAUUGCAAUUCUACGUUAUCCCGAUACGAAAAGGAAAUCGCCAGCUUGAGACAACAAUUGGAAGCCUACCGCGGUGAAAUAGGGCCGAUGGGGGAAUACCAAAACUGCAACGACGAGACCCUCGCUCGCUCUCCCGUGAGCAGUGGCAGCGAUCCUCUGUUUAAUCCGAGGGACGAAGUCGACGAAACCGGAGAGGAGAACUGGCUGCCCGGGAACUAUAAACAGGAGCAAGUAAUGGACGACUCCUCCGAAAUGAACGCCAGUUUGAGGUUAAUCCAUCAUCCAUACAGAUCGGCUUCCGCGAAUUCAUUUCCUGGGCCCGGAGAAACAAAAAUGGGCGCCAGGAGGCGGAGGAUUAGAGAUCGGGGGCCACCCGAAGCCUCCUUCCAUGCUGCAGAGGGAAUGUCUCAUUUUGACCGCAACAAUUCGAAUGAACAGAGAGAAGCGGGCGUAGCUUUUUUAAAAAACGAGGAUGGAGUGCCUCUGCAGACUUCUGGUCAGUUCAAGAAGGAAGAAGACUUCGAUGGCGUUUCAGAUGACGGUGCAGAGCAGGGGUACAUUAGCAGUAAAGAGGAAGAGGAGUUAAUUGACAUUGAUGGUAAAGUUUCUGAAACCAAGUUUUCUUCUACCAUUAAAAGACAACCCCACAGCAGCGAUGAUAUGGUAUACAAUAUGGGGGACAUGCAUUGCAGUCCGUCUUCCCCACUGCAGGAAGGUGUAGCUGAAAAUGAGCUUGCCGAAGAAGAGAAGGCCAGGCAUAUUGCCGAGAAAAUAAUUGCGGAAGCAGAGCUGCAGUACCCUCAGACGAUUCUCAAAGGAAAGAAAACAAACCAAUGUAAUGUAUGUGGAAAAGCUUUCAACCAGAUUGCACACCUUAAAAGACACCAGAGAUUCCAUACGGGAGACAAACCAUUCCAGUGUCCCGAAUGCAGAAAAACUUUCAGCCUUGCAGAAAACCUCAAGCGACAUCAGAGAAUUCACACGGGAGAAAAACCUUACGAAUGCAUUGAGUGCGGCAAAACAUUUGGUCGAACUGAAACUCUUAAGCAGCACUGGAGGAUUCACACAGGAGAAAAACCAUACCAGUGUGCGGAGUGCAGAAAGAGUUUCAGCCAGGCUACGCAACUAAAGCAACACAUGAGAAAUCACACAGGAGAGAAGCGCUUCCCGUGUGAUGAAUGUGGGAAGGUUUUCAACCAGGCUGGCCAUCUGAGGCAGCACCAGAGAAUUCACGUAACUGAGAAGCUGUACCGAUGCACGGAAUGUGGAAAGUUUUUCAAUCAGGCCGCUCAGCUAAAGCAACACGAGAAAGUUCACGCAGGGGAGAAACUCUACCGAUGUACUGAAUGCGGAAAAGUUUUCAGGCAGGCUGCAGACCUUAAGCAGCACCAAAGAAGUCACAGCCGGCAAAAGAGAUUCACUCCCAUCAUUGCAGUAAGCCAAUAAAAAGACCCAAAAGGGGACGUCAGCCCUUGGAGAGACCAUACUGAUGUUCUGAAUCUAGAAAAACUUGUAGGCGGAUUAAAAUCCUUACCUGACUCCAUAGAAUUUCAAAAGGUAGUAAUAAGUAGAGCACCGUACAGUUACGAUCGCCGCUCUGUACAAUGCAGGUUUCGUUUACGUGAGUAGGAUACCUUGAUCACAUCUGCUGUAGAUAGUGAGACAACUUUUCUUGCCUCCUUUUUUUUCCCCCCCACCAACUCCUUAGCUCACCUUACAGUAGAACUUGAGACGCUCAUCACAGAUUUAAAUGAUAGUUUAUUUUAUAUUUUUUUUUCAUUUCCGACUUGAUGAAAGAGAUGCUCCAGUUUAAGUCACAAGUUUGUAUCUGCAUUUCAAUAAGCAAAAAAAAAAAAAAGCUAAGGAAGCAUGAGGACCUGACGACCUGUUAACUGGAAGAAACGUUCAGUUGUAACCAAAAGGCAACAAAGCAAUUACAGGCGGGCCAAGCUAUUCGCAAUUUUUUUUUUUUUUCUUUUGCUACGAAAAAAAAAGCAUUGGAUAAACUGUAAAUGUAUGCAAAAGGUGGCGUUGAAAUAUGAGAGGCGUUAAACUACAGCCAAGUUGUCCAAAAAGAAAGUUUUCUGUUUAGUUUGAGAGAAAGGAAGAAUAACUGGGAGACUGCCAGUUGGGUGGAAAUCAAAAGACAGAAAAGCCAGACUGUUCAUAUAACAUGAAAUUGAAAUUGGCACUUUUGUUUACUUUUAUAACCGACAAGAAUUUAAAUUACAUGCUUCAUAUUUUGUGUUAGUAUAGACUAGCUGAUGGGUUUUAUUGAAUGGUAACCUUUUAAGAACUACAGGAGCCCUUUGAGAGUCGGAGGCUAAAUAGGUGUGGGGAAACAGCUUUGUAAAAGUCAACCCCCUUCUGGGGGACGAAAAAAGAUUUCAGAAACUGAGUUUAAGCAUUUUGCCCUUGUCCACAUCUAAGGAUAUCCUUUCAAUGUGUGAACAUGGCAGAAAGCUUCUCUGUAUUACUUCACGUACUUACACCUUGUUUCAUCUGCAUACUGUUUAACGAAUGCGGUCAUUGCUCAUAUAAUACUUCUGCAAAUGCUGCAUCUUUCAUAAAUAUGUCAGUUUGGUUUAAACGUGUUGCAAUUCAGUUAAGACAAAGCCAAUGUUUCAGAUUGGAAUGAGUUCACACAACUUCUAGUCGUCCAGAGAUGUCAAACUUGACUACUGUCAUUCCUGAUCUUGUUGUCCAAGUUUGUCUAUUUACAUGACUAGAAAUCACGGGAUGUCAAAUUACAUGACUUUGUAAUGAUUUACCAGCAUAAUUUCACAUUUCUGAAGUACUCCAUGCUUGCCCUUUUUUUCGUACUACCAAUAACAUACUGCCCGAUGGAGCUGUUGCCCAUGCAAAGGGUUUACAGGUCUGGCAAGUUCUUCUGCCAUCUCUACCCCCACCAUUAUGUCAUGGCAUGUAAAACAUAAAACCUCAGACAUAUUUCUGAUAACUGCAUUGUACUUGAUGGUGAGCGUUCAUUGGUUGUCAGCUCUCAAAGGGUGAGUGUUCAUUGGUUGUCAGCUCUUAUGCACACAUGAUAGUGAGCGUUCAUUGGUUGUCGGCUCUCAUGCAUACGGUGAGCGUUCAUUGAUUGUUGACUAUCAAAGGGUGAGCGUGCAUUGGUUGUCAGCUCUCAAAGGGUGAGUGUUCAUUGGUUGUCAGCUCUUAUGCACACUUGAUAGUGAGCGUUCAUUGGUUGUCGGCUCUCAUGCAUAGGGUGAGCGUUCAUUGGUUGUCAUCUCUCAAAGGGUGAGCGUUCAUUGGUUGUCAUCUCUCAAAGGGUGAGCGUUCAUUGGUUGUCGGCUCUCAUGCACACUUGAUGGUGAGCGCUCAUUGGUUGUCGGCUCUCAUGCAAACUUAAUGGUGAGCGUUCAACACUCGUGCACACAGACCCCCUUCUUGAUGACUUAAGGCAAAAUCAAACCUGUUUUUAUUUUGUUAGGGUGAGUUGCAUACUAGCUGGCUUGAGGCGCUGCGUAUGUCGCUUUACGUGUUUGGCGGCUGCAGGAGUGUGCCGCAACUGCUCCCGACUUGCAGAGAUUUUAUAGAUGAAAUCUAAGACUGAAAAUUUCUGGACAAGUCCCGUAAAGUGACAUGGCCUUGAAUAAAUGCGGGAAGAAUUAAUAUUCAAUUUAAAAUAUGGGUUGCUUGUCAAAAAUGCAAUCUGAAGGAUCCAACAUGUAUCGGGUGGUUUCGCUAGGUGAAUCCCCACUGAACAUUUUGCUGAGAAAAAAAGGAGCACUGAAUGACAAGCAUACAGUCGGCACUAUUCAGAAACCGUUAAAUGCCUGCCAGUGGCCGCAAAGGCACACAUCGAAAAGCACAUUAUGUCCAGGUGAUUUUUGUAUUUAAAAAUGUACAGUGCAUUGUAUGGUUCUAGUGUCAUUUUGACAAUUCAUAAUCCAUUACUUGUCAUAAGAGACUUGAGUUUUAUAUUUCGUUUUUCUUCUUCAUCCUCAAACGUGCGUCAUCUAUAGUGUUACUAUCUUGACAGUAUUGGGCAGUAGGCAGGACAUACACACGCAACUAAUUGAGAGUUUCAAUUAAUUAAACCCACGUCCUCGGAAAUAGGAGGGAAAAACCUGGCAGACUAAGGAGCGAUGAGCAGAGCCAAGGAAUGGGAGUCGUGUUCGAAACCACUAUGUCGGAUCUGUGAGGCAACAGCACUUGCCACCAUGCUUGAUUUUAUAGAUACACAGAGUACUUUAUUUGUCCCAAUAGGGAAGUUUAGUUUUGUAGAGAAUCUCAAGAUUAAUAUUAUAACACCAACAACCGCCCUCAAACUCAGUCAAGAAUCGCAGAGAAGAAAACUUUUGACUUGUCUUUAAAUCGGAGAGCAGUCACGGUGAGGCAUUAUAAAAGCAUUUAGCAACAGGUAUGAGGUGCUCAAGUAGCAUUUCUUGAAACACUUCUGCUGAAAAAUUUGUUAAUAUGGGGUCCUAAAUUUAUGUCCUGUAUUGUCUAAGCGGGUGGUAUGUUGCUGCAACCUGCUUUUUGAGACAACGUCACAAUUCCUGCUAUCGGUUUACCUUUGGCUAUGGAUUGGUGGCAUCACCACUUUUAAGGCUACGUCCACACUAAAACACAGACGGUAGUUUCCAUUUUCACCUUUCGUCGGCACUACCCCAGCGUUUGCAAACCCAAUAACGGGGUUUUGAAAACACUCCCCAUAGCUGUGUUCUUCUGAAAACGAAGCCUCGUUGUUAACUCACCACAGACUCUAACCGCACUCUUGAUUUGCAUAGCCCUUCCCUGAUUGGAUUAUGCUUGUUACGUUUCUUUCCCUGGUUGGUCACCCUUCACCGAAGAGAACCCUAUCCCAACAUAGUGGACCUGGAAGAGCUGCUCUCCAUGGCGCUUGGUGUGUUGCUUACCGGUAUGCAUUUACGUUAUGUUUUAUACAGUUUGAAUGUGCAUAUGUUUGCAAAAGGCAAAUAAUUUAUGGGUUUUGCCAUACAUCUUGCGACUGGUGGCAUUAGAUAGAUAGAUAUACUUUAUUAAUCCCAAGGGGAAAUUCACAUAAUCCAGCACUAUCCCUUCAAGGAUUUUUCCACCGAUGUGCCCAGUGUAGGCAAACAUCUACGUCAUGUGAAUUUUCAUUCGUUCGUGUGUGUACGGAGAUAACUUUCGUAAACAAUGUUGAAUUGCUACCAUCGACGGAGAUCGUGUUGGUUUAGCAGUGUGGACUUUUGCUGUGUUCCAUUUACCUCGGAAGUCAGAUGUCCGAGCUGAGAUUCGGAACACAAAUAUGGGCGCGUCCAGGAAAACCUUAUACUCCAAUUGGAAUAAAUAGCCGUUUAUAAUGCGGAAGCGUAAAAUUACGCCAUGGAAUCUCAGUUUGAAAGAAGGCCCUAUGAGUCAAAGGAUAGGCAAACAGAGUAAUUAGUUUAUUUGCAAUAAACAAUCGCAUGGACUCAACCCAGUUAAGUCAAACUGAGCUGAGCCCCGAACAAGCCAAAAGUUACAGUUCAUAUAAUCAUUUCUUAUCAUCAUGACCUCGUUCAGGACAGCUCAUUCACUGCUUAUUUUAUUCUUGGCCCUUUCAAGUUUUCUUAUGGGAACCACCAAUAUACUCUGAGGUUUGAGAUUGACCUCCACCUCUUGCUUCGCUUAUUUUCUGGCCAGCUUUUAAUUUGAGGGUGCCCCCUGAUCUCGGGCUGUCCCUAUCUAUCCUUCUGUUAUAUCCGUUGAUAAGAUAUUGUUAGUUUCAGCCAAGUUUUAAUUAAAAAAAGAAAUACUGCCUGUGCCUUUAUUUACCUAUUUGCUUGGCAUACCUAAUUUGUGUCAUUGCUUACACCCGUGGUUCUCAACCUGUGGGGGGGCGCGAAGAUGUGGG
Polypterus senegalus (gray bichir) is the source of this 6167-nucleotide messenger RNA. RefSeq names its product zinc finger protein 34-like. The coding region runs from base 53 to 1768 and encodes 571 amino acids. Lineage: Eukaryota; Metazoa; Chordata; Cladistia; Polypteriformes; Polypteridae. The record is from RefSeq and is a predicted model, not a curated record. The transcript is spliced from 2 exons.